This is a messenger RNA of Colossoma macropomum (tambaqui), 870 nucleotides long. Its product is annotated as claudin-4. Gene Ontology annotation, molecular function: structural molecule activity. The record is from RefSeq and is a predicted model, not a curated record. Lineage: Eukaryota; Metazoa; Chordata; Actinopteri; Characiformes; Serrasalmidae. Gene Ontology annotation, biological process: bicellular tight junction assembly; cell adhesion. The transcript has a single exon. Gene Ontology annotation, cellular component: bicellular tight junction; plasma membrane. The coding region runs from base 39 to 674 and encodes 211 amino acids.
AAACUUUCCCAUGAAAGUCUGUAAGACCACCAAUAACAAUGGCAUCCCAAGGCCUCCAGAUCCUAGGUGUUAUGCUCGCUAUAGUGGGCUGGCUGGGGACGAUCACUACCUGCGCGCUGCCUAUGUGGAGGGUCACCGCUUUUGUUGGCGCCAACAUUGUUACAGCCCAAAUAAUCUGGGAAGGUCUGUGGAUGAACUGUGUGGUCCAGAGCACCGGGCAGAUGCAGUGUAAGGUCUACGACUCCAUGCUGGCUCUUCCUCAGGACCUGCAGGCGGCUCGAGCCAUGGUCAUCAUCUCUGUCAUAGUGGGAAUCUUUGGUGUGCUGAUGGCUGUGGUUGGAGGAAAGUGCACCAACUGCAUGGAGGAUGAGGCAGCAAAAGCCAAAGCCUGCAUUGUCGCUGGUGUGAUCUUCAUUAUCGCGGCCGUCCUCAUCCUCAUCCCUGUCAGCUGGUCUGCCAACACUGUAAUCAGGGACUUCUACAACCCUCUGGUGAGUGAAGCCCAACGCCGAGAGCUAGGAGCUUCGCUCUAUAUUGGUUGGGGAUCUGCAGCUCUCCUGUUGUUGGGCGGUGGGCUGCUAUGCUGGAACUGCCCACCCAAGGAGCCUCGUCCCUACAUGGCAGCCAAAUUUGCCCCCGCCAGAUCAGCAUCCUCACCGAUGAAUUACGUGUGAGCGAUAAAUUGAAUGUCCAUAAGGACUGAAGUUGGAACUGACAAAUUCUGAACUCUGAACAAAAGCAGGUUGAUCCGAUUAUGUCUUUCUAUAUUUCUUUUAAGGUUAUGCAUUAUUCUGUUAUGUGAUUACUGAAUUUUGAACUUUUGAUCUGUUCAAUAUCCAUGAAUGAAUAAAUUCUGUACAUUGCAUGUUG